AUGGGCUUGUUAACACACCUCAGUGUCCUAAGCCAAGUGACUUUGUUAGCUGCUGCUGCCUCUUCUCAUUCCAGCGUCCGCGUAACCGACCCUUACCUUGCCACGCAAUGGAACGCCUGCCCUUCAGCCUGCGAGAGCACCAACCCCUACAACUGGGACUUUUACUCCGACAUUCGCAUCCUCAAAUCAUGCAAUGAUCCAAUGCUCCUGAACAUGGUGGCGAGCAAUCCCACCGGGCCAACGGACUCCAAUCGUCGACAGCCGCUGUAUGCCUGUUCGACCGCAAACGUGGACAAGCUUGCGAUCUCAAAAUUCGAAGCCGCCAGCUCGCCAAGCGCAAGUGCCAGGCGGUACUCGACCAAAAGUGCCCAGAUGGAGACUGCGUGGCGGGGAGAGGAAACAAGCCAGGACUCGUCUCAGUCUCACGUAGAGGCCGCAGCUAGACUUGUGCAGUCGCAUCUGGAUGCCCCUGCCAGCCAGAAUGUCACCAUUUCCAUGGGCUACUCAAACGGGGUCGUUUUUGGAGCGUUCAUUGGAUCCAACAUGGAAAGAAUCAAGGACAAAGGUAUUAUAGAAUCCUUCCUGGCCAAGGUUCGCCAGGGAGCACUGAACAACAAGUCUAGCGUCAUGAUGCAGGUCUGCGGUAGUGACCGUACCGCGGCUUAUACGCUUGGUGUUGUUGCUGAAACAGAUGCAGACCCUGCUCGAGCUUUGGGAGCUGUGCGAGAAGCUCUUGCGACUUGGAAUACCGGGGAAUGUGUUUCUGGAUACAGCGGGACGUCGACCUCCAAGAUCUCAGUUGGCGAAGCUGAGGAGGCCAACGAGGAUGAUGUCCCUCAUCCGCUGAGCAACUCAACCAGCGCACAUAAUCAUGCACAUAGACGCUCGCAUGGUAAGGGUUUGCUCUUUGGAAAGCAUCACCGCCGGGCUGGGACUUGCAGAACCAUUCAGGCCAAGGCCGACGAGAGCUGCAGCGAGCUCGCAACCCGCUGUGGGAUCUCCCCUGCCGACUUCACAAAGUACAACCCGAGCACUGCGCUGUGCUCGGCUGGGCAGUAUGUUUGCUGCACUGCUGGGACACGCCCGGACUUUUCUCCCAAGCCAAAUGACGAUGGGACUUGUGCAAGCUAUACCGUCCAGAACAACGAUUGGUGUAGUACGAUUGCUUCUGCCAAGAGUAUUACCGUUAAAGAUAUUGAGGCCUGGAAUAAGAAAACGUGGGGGUGGACGGGGUGUGAUAAUAUCCAGGCUGGUGCCAACAUCUGUGUUAGCAAAGGAGACCCGCCAAUGCCUUCUGUUAUGAAGAAUGCUGUCUGCGGUCCUCAAAAGGCUGGGACGAAAAGACCGGACAAUUGGGACGAUAUCGAGAGUCUCAAUCCUUGCCCUCUGAAUGUUUGCUGCGAUAUCUGGGGACAAUGCGGUACUACUGAUGAAUUCUGUACAAGAACCAAGUCGACGACUGGCGCACCUGGAACGGCGAAAGACGACACCAAUGGAUGUAUCUCAAAUUGUGGCACUGACAUCGUUUACGAUGACAGCGGCUUCGGUGACCAUCCGGUGCUGGUGGGAUACUAUGAAGCCUUCCAGAACACUCGACCAUGCCUGAAUAUGGAUGUGACAGCCAUCAACAACACAGUUGAAUGGGGUGGUCAACUUGGAAGUCAUUCAUCAACGUUUUCCCAAGCAUGGGACCAUAUCCAUUUCGCGUUCGCCAACAUUACUGAAUCAUUCGAAGUCGAUGUCUCCAGUGUCCAGGACGAAUUUGACGAUUUCAAAAAGUUCUCAUCCCCGGGCAAGAAGCCCAAGGUUCUGUCCUUUGGUGGCUGGUCAUUUUCUACGGACUUGGACUCCUACGCCAUCUUCCGAAAGGGCGUCACGGAUGAGCAGCGCUCGCUAUUCGCGUCUAAUGUCGCAAAGUUCGCUGAUGAUAAUGGCCUUGAUGGACUGGAUUUUGACUGGGAGUAUCCCAGUGCCCCUGAUAUCCCUGGAAUUCCCAAGGGCGAUCCAGAUGAUGGUGCUCGAUACCUUCAAUUCCUAAAAGAAGUCCGGGAUAAACUGUCCUCUGACAAGACGCUCUCAAUCGCAGCUCCCGCCUCCUUCUGGUACCUCAAGGGCUUCCCGAUUGCAAAAAUCUCUUCCGUCGUUGAUUACAUUGUAUACAUGACCUAUGAUCUGCACGGCCAGUGGGACUGGGAUAACAGCUGGUCAGAUAAUGGGUGUGACGGCAGUGCCUGUCUCCGGUCUCACGUCAACUAUACCGAAAUCGAGAAUUCUCUGUCAAUGAUUACCAAGGCUGGAGUGCCCAACAGCAAGAUCGUUGCAGGUCUCGCGAGCUAUGGCCGGUCUUUUGAAAUGGUUGACCCAACCUGUCACGGGCCUGAGUGCAAGUUCACAGGCCCGGAUUCGGGAGCUAUGUCUGGAGAAUGCACUCAGACCCCAGGUUAUAUUGCGAAUGCAGAGAUUAGUGAGUGGCUGCAAGAUAAAGACCAGAAUAUCACGACGUACUUCGACGAGGUCAGCCGGUCGACAAUCUCCUAUUCUGCCAACGGCACAUGGGUGGCCUAUACAGACCACAAAGAGCGGAACAACCGGAUCACAGAAUGGUGGUACAACAGGACCGUCCUCGGAACCAGUCUCUGGGCCAUGGACCUAACUGAAUUCGUUGCUGAACUCCCAGACGGUACUGUGCUGCCUCCAACAACCAUACCAAACUGCGACCAAGUCUUCACCAGCCUGGACGACGUCGAGGCCGCUGCCGAUUCCAUCCAGCCCGAGUGCAUGAACCUGUACUUGAUCCAGGCCCUGAGGAGCAAUCUCACAUCGUCUGUCUCUGAAUACAAAGACGUACUAAAAACAGACUACGAUGAGAAAUUCGGCUGGUACCAGGAUGCCGUCAGGGAGCAGUUCCCCGCGUCUCUCCGGGCGUUUCUAGAGGCUAACUCUUCCAAUUACUUCGAGUGCACCUCCUACACGAUGGAGCCGUGGAGCCAAGAGCCAGCAGGCAAGAAUGAGAGCAGCUCGUGUCCAUCAAAUCCAAGGGGCACAGGCUACGCGGCCUUCUACUGGACCGCGACGGACAAAAAGGGAUUCGUAGCGGACCUUGAAGAAGCGACCGGGAUCUCAGCGGACCAGCUCUCAUGGGGCACCGUUGAUGACUCCCUAUGCGUGAACAAUCCGGACCAUUCACAAGGACCACCGACGGAAUGUGACGGCAGCAAGAACUACGGCAUGCCGCAUCUCUUGCCUGACUUCCCCGUCAGCAACCCAAAGGAAAUCAUCUCAGCCCGACUCCCCAACAUCACGACCUUCGAGGACCAAUCGUCAACCGUUUCCAUGCUUGCAAGCAGCAAUCUAUACCUCGGUGACACGAUCGACGUCGUAGACGGCGCAUCGCUGCUCGUCUUCAUGGUCUCGAGCUCCAUUACGAGCAUGAAGAGCGUUGAAGAGAUCGGCGAAGAAUACCACAAGGAGAAGGUCGAGGAGGCGAUCCUACUCUUCGUCUCGGCCUUUCUCCUUCUUAUCCCAGGGCUCGGAGAGAUUGUGGACUCCGUCGAGUUAACUUCCCUCGCUAUCACGCUUCGAGCGAUCGGUGCAGCCGGCGACGCGGGAUUCGGCAUCUACAGCGUGGUGAGCGCCAAGGAUGCUGGAGCUGGUGAAAUCUUCCUGGCGCUGCUGGGUGGCCUUGGUAUUCUGGAUGUAUUCCAGGCGCCGGCGCUUUUUGGGAAGGCCGCAAAGGCGAGAAGGGCUAUGGAAGCCGGGGAUAUUGCGAAGUUGGGCAAUGAGGUCAAAGGGGGGAUGGGGCAGAUUGAUAAGUUGAAGCAGAGUUGUCGAUAG
Messenger RNA from Aspergillus puulaauensis, 3834 nucleotides. RefSeq lists its product as uncharacterized. Lineage: Eukaryota; Fungi; Ascomycota; Eurotiomycetes; Eurotiales; Aspergillaceae. The coding region runs from base 1 to 3834 and encodes 1277 amino acids. Gene Ontology annotation, molecular function: hydrolase activity, hydrolyzing O-glycosyl compounds; chitin binding. Gene Ontology annotation, biological process: carbohydrate metabolic process. The transcript has 4 exons. The record is from RefSeq and is a predicted model, not a curated record.